This is a messenger RNA of Suillus clintonianus, 1338 nucleotides long. Its product is annotated as O-methyltransferase-domain-containing protein. NCBI's taxonomy places the organism in Eukaryota, Fungi, Basidiomycota, Agaricomycetes, Boletales, Suillaceae. The record is from RefSeq and is a predicted model, not a curated record. The transcript has 11 exons. The coding region runs from base 1 to 1338 and encodes 445 amino acids. Gene Ontology annotation, molecular function: O-methyltransferase activity.
AUGGCCAACAAGGCAAAACUUGAGGCGCUCCUAACCCUGAUUAACACAUCUGCACGAGAUGCCAUCGCAUUGUAUGAGCAGUAUGGUGACGUACCCGCCAUCGACCAGAUGGAGCCCCAUCCAUUGGACAAUGCGGUCGACCAAGUAGCUUUGAAGAGCGCUGUCCGUAUCCUUGAAGGUGCUUGUGCUCAGAUAUGCACGACACUUGCUCCACCUGCCCACACUGCAAUUAACCUUGUCCAAGUGUAUGAUUAUGCUUGCGUGCGAGUAGCUGCUCGGGAAAACAUUACCGAUAUUCUGUUGGAGUACCCCAAGGGUAUUCACAUCAGCGAGCUCUCCAAAAAAAUCAACAUCGAACCGAAGAAACUGGCCAGGAUAAUGCGUCUCCUAGCCACAAGAGGUUGCUACAGUGAAGUUGACAUGGACGUUUUUGCCAACAACCGUCUAUCUCUGAUCCUGCGCGCCGACAACCCUGUCAAAUACAUGAUAAUGCUACACGUGGACGCUGUUGCUAAGGGAGCAUCGGUUUUCUAUGAGACGCUCAAAGACCCGAAGAUUGCGUACUCGUAUGAACCAACGAUUGCGCCUACAAUGUACGCCAUCAACAAAAAUGGCACUGAAGGAACGUUCUUCGACUGGAUGGCGCGUCAUGACGGUCAACGCGAGAACUAUCAUACCUCCAUGAGAGGUCUGAACGGCAUUAUGGGCUCCCUUGCUGUCCUGACUCAGUUCCCAUUCGAAAAGUUCUCAACCGUUGUUGAUGUUGGAGGAGGUAUCGGCGCAUUUUCGCUGCCAUUGGCUAAAAUGCACAAAAACGUAAAAAUCACAAUCCAUGAUCUUCCGGAAGCAUUGGUCCAGGCGAGAGACAUCUGGGCGAGAGAAUGCCCUGAAGCCUUGGCAGAAAAAAGAGUCGAGUUCGAGGAUUUGAACUUCUUCGAACAAGUGCCCGUGAAAGGCAAGGACAUCUACUAUCUCAGAAAUAUCAUCCACGACUGGCCUGACCACGAAUCCGCGCUCAUUCUUUCAAACCUUCGUAAGGCGCUCGGCCCAAACAGCCGCGUCCUCAUCCAUGACUAUGUGCUCCGCCAGCUCAGCCGCAAGCAGGCAGAAGUAGAGGCUUCACAGCUGGGAGUUGUCGUGGCUCCUGAACCUCUUCUUGCAAACUUUGGUGUUGGAAACAUGCGUUCGUACCAGCAAGACAUGACCAUGUUGCUCGUACACAACGCAAAGGAGCGAACAUUGCAAGACUGCCUCACACUCGCCACUGCCGCUGGUCUGAAACUGGAGAAGGUCUGGGACCUUGCUGAAGCAUGCGUUUUGGAGUAUUCUGCCGCAUAA